Molecule: messenger RNA, 2386 nt
Organism: Astyanax mexicanus (Mexican tetra)
Lineage: Eukaryota; Metazoa; Chordata; Actinopteri; Characiformes; Acestrorhamphidae
Gene: slc13a2
Product: solute carrier family 13 member 2
Exons: 12
Coding region: 66-1889 (607 amino acids)
Biological process (GO): monoatomic anion transmembrane transport
Cellular component (GO): membrane
Molecular function (GO): transmembrane transporter activity
Source: RefSeq, a predicted model, not a curated record
AAAAGCUUGUCUUUUACAUUCCCCUCUCAACACACAGCGUGUGUGCUUUCCACCUAACACACAACAUGCCAUCUAACAGAAACAGCCAGGUCUGCAGAUUGCUGAAGGAAAUCGGUGGACUUCUAUGGAGCUACCGUAACUACCUGAUCAUCUUCAUCACUCCUUUGGUCUUCCUCCCCCUGCCAAUCGUCAUCCCAACCUCGGAAGCAAAAUGUGGCUACGUCAUCAUUGUGAUGGCUCUCUACUGGUGUACAGAGUGUAUGCCACUGGCCAUGACUGCGCUGCUGCCAGUAAUCCUUUUCCCCAUGUUGGGCAUCAUGGAGUCUGGAAAGGUGUGCGUGCUGUACCUGAAGGACUCCAACAUGCUGUUCAUCGGUGGGUUGCUGGUGGCAAUAGCUGUGGAGCACUGGAACUUGCACAAGCGCAUCGCUUUGAAGGUCCUGCUGAUAGUUGGAGUCCGACCUGCUCUGCUGAUGCUGGGCUUCAUGAGCGUCACAGCUUUCCUGUCUAUGUGGAUCAGUAACACAGCUACAACAGCGAUGAUGCUGCCAAUAGCUCAGGCCGUGCUGGAGCAGCUCAGCAACACAGAGGCUGAGAGCGAUGAGAGAGAAGUGAAGGAAGGAAGAGAGAACCAGGCCUUUGAGAUGUCUGAAGUCACUACAAGCAAACUUCCCUUGGACAACCUUAAUGAAAAACAGUGGCCAUAUGAAGUCUCCAGUGUAGAAAAUGGAUGGGAUUCAGCUUUAGAGAGCCGGAGGAAGGCUCGAGAGGAGAAGUAUCUCCUGCUUAAUAAAGGCAUGAGCCUGAGCGUGUGCUACUCUGCCAGCAUUGGUGGAACUGCCACCCUCACAGGGACAACACCAAACCUCAUCCUCAAAGGCCAGAUGGACGACAUCUUCCCAGAGAACCCUGAUGUAAUCAAUUUUGCCAGCUGGUUUGGCUUCGCCUUCCCCAACAUGGUGCUGAUGCUUCUCCUCUCCUGGCUCUGGCUGCAGUGCAUGUAUCUGGGCUUAAACUUUAAGAAGUCAUUUGGCUGCGGCACAAAGAAUGAAGGGGACCGGGAGGCCUAUAAAGUGAUGAAAGAGGAAUACAAAAAGCUGGGCAAGAUGAAGUUCGCUGAAGCCGCAGUGCUCACCGUCUUCCUGGGUUUGGUGGUGCUGUGGUUCACCAGAGAGCCAGGCUUCAUGCCAGGAUGGGCUGCUGAACUCAACAGGAAAGGACAGUUCGUGACUGAUGGCACUGUAGCCAUUCUUAUGUCAAUGCUGUUCUUCAUCAUUCCCUCUCAACUGCCACUGAGCAUGUGCAAUGCCGUGGAUAAUGAAGAAGAAGAAACUUCUGAGAGGCCAAAGCCAACGGCUCCCCCAGCUCUGCUGCAAUGGAAGGUGGUUCAUGAGCGCAUGCCCUGGAACAUCGUCCUUCUGUUGGGAGGUGGAUUCGCAUUGGCCAGCGGUAGUGAGGUAUCUGGGCUGUCGGUGUGGCUGGGUGAGAGCCUGGCUCCUCUGAAAAGUAUCCCACCCUUCGCCAUCUCCCUGAUACUCUGCCUGCUGGUGGGAACCUUCACCGAGUGCUCCAGCAACACGGCAACAACCACCCUCUUCCUGCCCAUCCUCGCCUCCAUGGCCACAGCUAUUGAGCUCCACCCGCUGUACGUCAUGCUGCCCUGCACCAUCUGCGCCUCACUGGCCUUCAUGCUACCGGUUGCCACUCCACCCAAUGCUAUUGCCUUCUCCUACGGCACCCUCAAAGUCCUGGACAUGGCAAAGGCUGGCUUCAUAUUAAACAUUAUAGGAAUCCUGUGCAUCAACCUGGGAAUUAACACAUGGGGAGCAGCCAUGUUCCGACUGGACACCUUCCCCUCAUGGGCCAACGUCACACAUGGAGCACCAUGAGCUUACCAGCAGAACUUUGUGACUGAAUACGGCAGUGAUGAGGAGGCAGAGAGAGGAAGGUGAAAAGCAAGUAAAAUGCAUGUUGUCCAAAAGGAUAAAUUUAACAUCUAUCAGGGCUCCAGCACCUGCUCCUCUGCUCGCUGCAAUAAUGAAGAAACACUCUCAAAUUCUCAACAUCUAUAUUUAUUACUAUUUAUUCAUUCCCUUUUUCUGCCUUUCUGAAAACACACAAACAGAAAGGCCUUUUAAAAGAUUAUGGAAUUGAAUAUUCAGAUGAGAACAGAACUGGUGUAGCAGUCGGUUCUCCAGGGAAUGCCUGACAACACUGCAUGGCAGGUAGUUCAAAGCAGUGCUGCUGCAGGCUUCACAGUUAUCAGAGGAGGCAUGCGAGGCCCUCCCCUUCCCCAAACUGAUGGUGCUGUAGUGCUGAGAGGGGAAAUGUACUAGAAAGUGCCUCAAUAACGGGGAAAUAUUAAUAAAACUAAGAUAUAAACCUA